This is a messenger RNA of Venturia canescens, 735 nucleotides long. Its product is annotated as odorant receptor 43a-like. The record is from RefSeq and is a predicted model, not a curated record. Gene Ontology annotation, cellular component: plasma membrane. NCBI's taxonomy places the organism in Eukaryota, Metazoa, Arthropoda, Insecta, Hymenoptera, Ichneumonidae. The coding region runs from base 1 to 735 and encodes 244 amino acids. Gene Ontology annotation, biological process: detection of chemical stimulus involved in sensory perception of smell; sensory perception of smell. Gene Ontology annotation, molecular function: odorant binding; olfactory receptor activity. The transcript has 6 exons.
AUGACUGAAUUCCUUUCCCCAGUGAUCCGGAACGAGAGUCAACCUUUCAUUCUACCGUAUCGUAACUAUCUUUUCAUGGAGAUAAAUGACUCGUCGACAUUUUGGACGGUCUGGACACUGCAAUUACCGAUGAUUUAUAUUCACACGCUUCACGGAAUUUUAGUCGCAUUCCUUUGUUGCGUCGUCCUCCACGUUUGUGGUAAAAUGGCUAUUCUGAGUUUUAGAAUAAAAAACAUCAGUUUAGAUAAAUGUCAAGAGUCCGAGUGCUCCAGAAGUAUUUUUCGUGACAUUGUGACCAAGCAUCAAGACAUUAUUCAAUUCUCCAAGGAUAUCGAAGGGAUUUAUGACAUAAUUCUCAUCGGAGAGCUGCUUUUCAGCAUGCCCAUAGUCGGUCUCACCUUGUACCUCGUUAUUUUGGUAUGCAAAAUCGAAGACAAGGCCAUUUGUAUUUCGUGUUUCUUCUACGUGUUAUCAGUGCUAUGGAUCCUCUAUGGUUACUGCGCUGCCGGAGAGUACAUGCUCGUCGAGAGUAAUAAACUGUAUAACGCAUAUUAUGAUUGCGAUUGGUACAAUUCCACCGAAUCUUUCAAAAAGCAAAUCUUGAUAUGCAUGAUAAAUUCGAAAAAACCUACUUGCUUGAAUGGAGGUGGCGUCUACGUAUUUUGUCUUGAAGGCUACACCGGUAUACUCAAAACUACUGCUGGCUAUGUCUCUAUGUUGAGGAACAUUACUUAG